AUGGCCUUCUCAUUCGUAUCCUCUGUCUUAUUCGAAGACUACUCUGCGAUGUUUCUCAGACUAGUAAUGAUAAUAAGUAUGUGCAUAAAAAGUUUAUUUUCCAAAUGGAGGUGUAGGUAACAUAUUUUAUUUUUUUUUAAUCUAGUUUUUUUGUGAUUUAAAAAAAAAAUUCAUUAAUGUUUCGUUCUCUCGUCUUCAAAGACGAUAACUAUGUGUAUAGACGGGAAUUUUGUAUGAAGAUUUUGAUUGCACCUAUAGAAGAGCCGAGAAAAGUAAGGACUUGAGGCUUUUUGACUUGGUCUCAUGCGCAGAUGACUUCCUUUCAAGGAAACACAGAAACGCCGGAUCUGACGGCAGAUCUACUCUCGGAUAAUGGUUUCCCUUGGAAAGUGAAGAACAUUUUGAUUAUAGCAUUUCAGGCACAUCUUCAUACCAAGACUACGAGGAAGCUGGAAAUUUGAAGCAGUACGUCGCUUACACGACCGCACAGAAAACGAUUUUCAUCGCUUGCGCAGGUUCGGACACUAGGAAAAAAACAAGUAGAUUAUUUGAAACUUGAAAAUUUGGCAAUAAUUAAUGGAUAAAAUCGUCAAGUUUCCAAUUUUUUUUCUUUACAGCGAAAUUGAAAACAAUAAAAAAGCGAACUUGAUAUAAUUAUUUUUUGCAAAUAAAUCAUCAUUCUGAGAUUGAAAUUGUGCAGGCGGAACUUUCGUGCUGCUCUUGGCCCUGGCUUUCCUGACAGGACUCUCGGACACAAUUUUGAAGACUAAGCAGAAAACGCGCCGGACUCAUGCUUGA
This is a messenger RNA of Caenorhabditis auriculariae, 798 nucleotides long. NCBI's taxonomy places the organism in Eukaryota, Metazoa, Nematoda, Chromadorea, Rhabditida, Rhabditidae. The record is from the annotation of a GenBank genome assembly.